AUGGCAUUUGUAAGGAAACCCAUACAUAACCUCCCCACAUUUGCUGGCACCACAAUCGACCAAGGUCCGCUUCUUGAAAAGGGUGAGCUUGUGGUGAUGCGUCUCGGAAAUAUCAAUAACCUCUGGUGGUGGCUUAAGAGUGUGAACAGAGUGAGAUGUGUGUUUAAUAUAUUCAGAGGACUCGUCAACACAUUUCCUAUGAACAAAGAAGUCACAGAUUUCGCAGUAAUAUCCACCACUGGCAUCAUGACAUGCUUGUGGAUCAACGGUAGUGACACUCCCUCUGAUUCCAUGGUCGCCUACUACAAGAUUGAGAAGAAGAAGAAGAAGAAGAAGAAGAAGAAGAAGAAGAAGAAGAAGAAGAAGAAGAAGAAGAAGAAUCUGAGAUCUCAACGGUAUGCUCCUUUCAAGUCUAUAUCUCUCUCUAAUUAA
This is a messenger RNA of Arabidopsis thaliana (thale cress), 432 nucleotides long. RefSeq lists its product as uncharacterized. The transcript is spliced from 3 exons. Bases 1 to 432 code for a protein of 143 amino acids. NCBI's taxonomy places the organism in Eukaryota, Viridiplantae, Streptophyta, Magnoliopsida, Brassicales, Brassicaceae. The record is from RefSeq and is marked reviewed.